This is a messenger RNA of Echinops telfairi (small Madagascar hedgehog), 2828 nucleotides long. RefSeq names its product F-box and WD repeat domain containing 4 (gene FBXW4). Gene Ontology annotation, cellular component: SCF ubiquitin ligase complex. Gene Ontology annotation, molecular function: protein binding. The transcript is spliced from 8 exons. The record is from RefSeq and is a predicted model, not a curated record. Lineage: Eukaryota; Metazoa; Chordata; Mammalia; Afrosoricida; Tenrecidae. Gene Ontology annotation, biological process: SCF-dependent proteasomal ubiquitin-dependent protein catabolic process. Bases 79 to 1017 code for a protein of 312 amino acids.
UGCUCUGUAAGCUAAUGGAUUUUCUCUGAUUGGCAAUACAUUGUGGUGACUGGCUUUUCUGUUCUGUCUGGAAACAGGAUGGCUGGCAUCCCAGUGAAGGACCGUGUGAAGGUGUCUCAGAACUGGAGGUCAGGGCGCUGUCGAGAGGCAAUUCUGAUGAAGUGGAAAUGCAGUCAGAUGCCCUGGAUGCAGCUAGAGGGUGAUUCUCUGUACAUCUCCCAGGCUAAUUUCAUCUUGGCCUACCAGUUCCGCCCAGAUGGUGCCAGCUUGAAUCGCCGGCCCCUGGGAGUCUUCGCCGGGCAUGAUGAGGAUGUUUGCCACUUCGUGCUGGCCAACUCGCACAUUAUCAGUGCCGGAGGAGAUGGGAAGAUUGGCGUUCAUAAGAUUCACAGCACCUUCACUGUCAAGUACUCGGCUCAUGAACAGGAGGUGAACUGUGUGGACUGCAAAGGGGGCAUCAUUGUGAGCGGCUCCAGGGACAGGACAGCCAAGGUGUGGCCUUUGGCCUCGGGCCGCCUGGGGCAGUGCUUACACACCAUCCAAACUGAAGACCGAGUCUGGUCGAUUGCUAUCAGUCCACUGCUCAGCUCUUUUGUGACAGGGACAGCUUGUUGUGGGCACUUUUCACCCCUAAGAAUCUGGGACCUCAACAGUGGGCAGCUGAUGACACACCUGGGCAGUGACUUUCCCCCAGGGGCUGGGGUGCUGGAUGUCAUGUAUGAGACCCCUUCUACCCUCCUGUCAUGUGGCUAUGACACCUAUGUUCGCUACUGGGACCUCCGUUCCAGUGUCCGGAAAUGUGUCAUGGAGUGGGAGGAGCCCCAUGACAGCACCCUGUACUGCUUGCAGACAGAUGGGAACCACCUGCUGGCCACAGGCUCCUCCUACUAUGGCGUAGUACGGCUGUGGGACCGGCGCCAAAGGGGCUGUCUGCAUAUUCCCCGCAAACAAAGAAGCUACACUAGAUGUAAGACACUAGGAAAAAGCUCAGGACAGAGCAACCCUGCCCCUCGCUAGUGCCUGUGCCAAGCAGGUGCAUUCUCGUGACUUCAGAGAUGACGUCCUGUAUCCCGUCACGCUCUUCCGACAAAAUCUCCUCCCCACCCUCAGCCCAGCUCCUGGUCCUUCCUCUUCAGGGAGCUGAGAAAGGGCACAAGAGGCCAGCUUGGACAAGAGGCUGAAAGCAGAUGCCAGGCUGCUGUGGCUAGUCAGCCCCGGGGGCAUGCCCCAAACCCCUCCAGGGGGGAAUCCUUCACACCAAACAGCCUGCACAGACAGAGCCGGCCAGGAAUCUCCAGUCACUCGGGCCCUAAGAAAACCAGCAAGUGGAUCUUGCUUUUUCUUUGGCCAUCAAGACUGGCCAAACCCCUCCUAGUGAACUAUCACCCACCAACUACAGGCUGACAGAAGUCCGGCAGAGAAAUUGGUGUCAUCCAGAGCUUUCUAAACUGACGUGACCACAGAAUCCUUUUCUAGCCAUGCCUAUUAAUUUCGCCCACAGUGGUAGCACCAGCACCAUGAUAUCAGCCAGGUUCCCCUCACACUUAGAUUCCAAGAACUGUGGCGGGCCUGCAUCAGGUGUGUGUACAGAGACCCUUUCACCCACAUCCCCAAACCACAGGCGAGGAGGGCUGGAGGAUGCUGUGGCAGCCGAGACCUUGCCCGAGUGAAUACAGCUACUGAGGCAGCUUCCGCCCCGCCCGCAUCCUCCCACUGCAGCACUCUGGCUCACUCUACUUCCAGAGGCCAACUUCUGGGCGGAAGCUAAGAACAUUCUUUCUGCACAAGUGCUCUUAUCAGGGGCAGUGCCACCCUGGGGCCUGGAGACGCACUCCUUUCCUUGGUUCACCCCUCACCCGAGACCAAGGGCGAAAUACACUAGAAGCCAUUCCGUCAUGAAAAGGGGCCAACUAGUUCUUCGGGGAGCAGAGAAUGCCAAAGGAAUCCUUGCUUUGGUAGGUAACCACGUUCUAGAAUACUAAGACUGGGAGCGUCUAGGUCGGAAAGAGGUCAGACAACCGAUAUGAUCUGCCCCUGUCUGGUGAGAACUGUGCACGCCUAGACACUGGGAGCCACUGUCCCUGACCUUCCCUUCAGUGGGCCAGUCCAUCACACUGCCUUCAUGGAUACACACCCUGCCCCCUUCUGGAAAGAGUGAAGAUCAGACAACGUUUUUUUUUUUUUUAAGUAUCUUGAAAACCUUAGCCCUGCUCAGAGGCCCCGCCAUUGAGUUCUGUUUCCUGCGUGGGGGUCAAGUCGGAGAACCAAGUGGAAGGUUCGGGAGGGAGCAGCACAGGGACCUGAGCAGGGCUGGUCUGGCAUACUGGACUAGACCUCAGUGGGGCCUCCAGGUCCUUCCCUGCCCCCCAGGGUACCACUCCCACCCCGCUGGGCCAAGGCACCAAGGUGGGCCUCUAGCGUGGAGCGCUAGGCCAACAGCGCCACCUAUGGCUAGAUACGAGCAGGAGAUGAGACCCAGAGGAUUGGCCUGCAGAUGAAUUUUUUGGUGAGCUAGCGAGCCUCUCUCCUCGCUUCCUGGUAAUCACAUUUCAGCCUGAUAUCUGUAUUCGACAGUGACCUCUGGGGGACAAAAGGGAGGCAGCAGCCAGCUUCACAAACUGCUGGGCUGCAGAUUCAAGUGCUAUCAGAAGCACUUUUGUUCCUAGUCUGGACCCAUGGUCUCUUCCGCCAGGGAAUGCUUGCUGAAGCACGGAGUUUGUUUUCCUAAAGGCAAUUUCUCUGUUGUCUGAAAUUGCUAAAUUCCACUUUCGGCACUGACUCCUGUUAAUGAUGAGAACAAUAACGGGAAUAAACUGCCUUUUAUCUGA